AUGCGGAGUCGCAUACGAACGAUAAUGAAUGGGGAGGGACUUUAUGGACGACCUUUUCACAUACACGAGAAGAGCCGUACACGAGGAGAGAGGAGAGACGAAACUCUCGUACGAUCGACGCAAAGGAAAAUAGCAGACUCCCUCCAACCUCGACAGAGAAUUUUGCCUUGGUUGGCGUUGAACGAAGUAUUUAUGGGAGAAUUUUUGGCAGCAAGGCCGAUAUCGUUUCACGUGCAGGUCGAAGAACAGGAAACAUUCUUCAUUCGUUGCACGGGUAUAUGCGUUUGCACAGGCUCUGGAUCACGAUCGUGGUACAAAUCUAUGAACAGUCAAUCCGGCGAAACUGUUCGAAGCAUCGUCGAGAUAGCCACAGGGAAGAAAUUAAGCCCGGAGGAAACCAACGAAUUACUCUACAAAUACCAUCGAGCUCUUCUCUACCCGCCAGAAGGGUUGCAAAUGACGUACGCGAUCCGAGAGAUGUACCAUACAACGCGUUGCACCAAGUACAAGUGUUGCCCUGACAGACAAAGGUGCUUCAAGCUUACUGUGAAAUCCCGCGGAUUCGACGCUGGUUUGGUAAUAGACGGAAGCAUUUCUUUACCCUUUAACGACGGCACUACUGCCUCCUUUGAAAUCAAGCCGGAGUAUUCUUUGAGAAAUAUCGUUCUGUCUUAA
Habropoda laboriosa is the source of this 675-nucleotide messenger RNA. Its product is annotated as NAD kinase 2, mitochondrial-like. Gene Ontology annotation, molecular function: NAD+ kinase activity. Gene Ontology annotation, biological process: NAD+ metabolic process. NCBI's taxonomy places the organism in Eukaryota, Metazoa, Arthropoda, Insecta, Hymenoptera, Apidae. The coding region runs from base 1 to 675 and encodes 224 amino acids. Gene Ontology annotation, cellular component: mitochondrion. The transcript is spliced from 4 exons. The record is from RefSeq and is a predicted model, not a curated record.